AUGUUGAAAAUCGAAGGAAGAGAAACAGUACGCAAGAUUUUCGAGUUUGUAUUGCAAUUUAUUGAAAAAUUGGCCCAUCUAUCUAUCUAUCUAUCUAUCUAUCUAUCUAUCUAUCUAUCUAUCUAUUUGUCUCAUAAAUGCCUGUUCAUAUCUAUCUAUCUAUCUAUCUAUCUAUCUAUCUAUUUAUUUCAGUCUACUCCUGUCUAUCUGUCUGUUCAUAAUCUAUCUAUCUAUCUAUCUAUCUAUCUAUCUAUCUAUCUAUCUAUCUGUUCAUAUCUGUUCAUCUAUCUAUCUAUCUAUCCCAGUCUGUUCAUAUCUAUCUAUCUAUCUAUCUAUCUAUCUAUCUAUCUAUCUAUCUAUCUAUCUAUCUAUUUCCCAGUCUACUCCUAUCUAUCUGUCUGUUAUCUAUCUAUCUAUCUAUCUAUCUAUCCCAUCUGUCUAUCUAUCUAUCUAUCUAUCUAUCUAUCCCAGUCUGUUCUAUCUAUCUAUCUAUCUAUUCAUAUCUAUCUAUCUAUCUAUCUAUCUAUCUAUCUAUCCCAGUCUGUUCAUAUAUCUAUCCCAGUCUAUCUAUCUAUCUAUCUAUCUAUCUAUCUAUCUAUCCCAGUCUGUUCAUAUUAUCUAUCUAUCUAUCUAUCUAUCUAUCUAUCUAUCUAUCUAUCUAUCUAUCUCAGUCUGUUCAUAUCUAUGUUGAUAUCUAUAUAUCUAUCAUUGUAUGUUGAUACCUAUCUAUGUCUAUCGAUAUCUAUCUAUCUAUCUAUGGACAUAUGGCUGGAUCGUUGGCUUUCUGAGCAAGAGACCCUGCGCCUGCAGCAACGCAUGUACGUGUGGUCCUGCAACACGCGCUGUCACGCGAUCUCUCACGCGCUGAUGCACGCGCAUACGCAUGACCUGCGGAACGCGACACCCGUUCCAGUUGCCCGUUCCAGUUGCCCGUUGGCUGCACAAAGCCCCUUUACACCUCCAAUCAAAUGUCGCCGUGUCAUACUGAUUGUCUACGCAGUCCUAAGCUCACUGCUACAGCUUGAUUUCGCUUCUACUUCUGUACGUCCAGCCCUGCUUACACAUUCCCCUCCUCUUGGCUAA
Messenger RNA from Acanthosepion pharaonis, 1083 nucleotides. NCBI's taxonomy places the organism in Eukaryota, Metazoa, Mollusca, Cephalopoda, Sepiida, Sepiidae. The record is from the annotation of a GenBank genome assembly.